GAAGCAGCACAGUAUAGAAUAAAGUCAGACAGAGCACACUGAACCUCUGUCACAAUGGGGAACUGGGCUGUGAAUGAGGGGCUCUCCAUCUUUGUCAUUCUGAUGUGGCUGGGGAUGAAUGUCUUCCUCUUUGUCUGGUACUACCGAAUUUAUGAUGGUCAAGAUAAAUACUUUUACACUAGAAAACUCCUUGGGUCAGCACUGGCCCUGGCCAGGGCCCCUGCAGCCUGCCUGAAUUUCAACUGUAUGCUGAUCCUGCUGCCAGUCUGUCGAAAUCUGCUAUCCUUCCUCCGGGGUUCCAGUGCGUGCUGCUCAACAAGAAUUAGAAGACAACUGGACAGGAACCUUACCUUUCAUAAAAUGGUAGCAUGGAUGAUAGCACUUCACUCUGCAAUUCAUACCAUUGCACAUCUAUUCAAUGUGGAGUGGUGUGUGAAUGCCCGAGUCAACAAUUCUGAUUAUUAUUCCAUAGCACUGUCUAACAUUGGAGACAAAGAGAAUGAAACUUAUCUCAACUUUGCUCGAGAAAGAAUCAAGAACCCUGAAGGGGGCCUAUAUGUGGCUGUGACUCGGUUGGCAGGAAUCACUGGAAUUGUGAUCACAUUGUGUCUCAUAUUAAUUAUUACCUCUUCCACCAAAACCAUCCGGAGGUCUUACUUUGAAGUGUUUUGGUACACACAUCACCUCUUUGUGAUCUUCUUCAUUGGUCUUGCCAUCCAUGGAGCUGAACGAAUUGUACGUGGGCAGACUGUAGAAAGUUUGAAUGAGCACAAACUAGUACAAUGUAAUCAAAGUAUCUCCCAGUGGGGAAAAAUAAAGGACUGUCCAAUACCAAAGUUCUCUGGGAAUCCUCCUAUGACUUGGAAAUGGAUAGUGGGCCCCAUGUUCCUGUAUUUCUGUGAGAGGUUGGUGCGGUUCUGGCGAUCUCAACAGAAGGUGGUCAUCACCAAGGUUGUCACCCACCCUUUCAAAACCAUUGAGCUGCAGAUGAAGAAAAAGGGAUUCAAGAUGGAGGUGGGACAGUACAUUUUCGUCAAGUGCCCUGAUGUGUCCAAGCUGGAGUGGCAUCCUUUCACACUGACUUCUGCCCCAGAGGAAGACUUCUUUAGCAUCCAUAUUCGCAUUGUUGGGGACUGGACAGAGGGGCUGUUCAAUGCUUGUGGCUGUGAUAAGAAAGAAUUUCAAGAUGCCUGGAAACUACCUAAGAUUGCAGUUGAUGGGCCCUUUGGGACAGCCAGUGAAGAUGUGUUCAGCUAUGAGGUGGUGAUGCUAGUGGGAGCUGGGAUUGGGGUCACACCCUUUGCGUCCAUUCUCAAGUCAGUCUGGUAUAAAUAUUGCAAUAAUGCCACCAAUCUGAGACUAAAGAAGAUCUAUUUCUACUGGUUGUGUCGGGACACACAUGCUUUUGAAUGGUUUGCAGAUCUGCUCCAACUUUUGGAAACCCAGAUGCAAGAAAGGAACAAUGCUGACUUUCUCAGCUACAACAUUUAUCUGACAGGCUGGGAUGAAUCUCAGGCUAAUCACUUCGCUGUACAUCAUGAUGAGGAGAAAGAUGUGAUCACAGGCCUGAAACAGAAGACUUUGUAUGGGCGGCCCAACUGGGAUAAUGAGUUCAAGACAAUUGCUGGUCAACACCCUAAUACCAGAAUAGGAGUUUUCCUCUGUGGACCUGAAGCAUUGGCUGACACACUCAGUAAACAGAGCAUCUCCAACUCUGAGUCUGGCUCUCGAGGAGUACAUUUCAUUUUCAACAAGGAAAACUUCUAACUUGUCUCUUCCACAAGGAAAUAAAUACAAGUUGUGCUGCCAAAUUACUAAAUAAUGCUGGUUGUUAACACAAGUUCCUGCCCCUAAGGGAGAAAAAAAGGCAGGAAAGGAAACAUAAAUGUUGCAUUGAAAGGGAUGCCAAAGAUUGUCCGCUAGUGAUCAGUUACAUGUAUAUGCUUUUUAGUUUUUAGAGCACUUGUACAAACAUUAUUUCAUUUUAACUCUCUCCUAUGCCAGAAGACCAUAUGGCGAGGAAUCCUGGACUCAUUUUUAGGAUAAUAAAAGGGGGUGUUCCAAACGUUCUGUGGCUUCCUUAAGAUUAUGAAGCCAAGACUAGAUUUAGGUCACUUGACUCCAGGUUUGGUAAUCUGUCCACAACACCAGGCUACCUUAAAUUUCAGUUUUUAGAAUCCUAACACCCCAAAAGAGGAGUUUAUCAUUUUCCAUUUGAUGUCAUCUUUGUUCUUGUUAUUGGCUUUUUGAAGAUUUUUUUUUUCAGACAGGAGAUAAUACGUGCUGAAGGUGACCUUAAUAUCUACUAGUGACAAUAUUCACAUAUCACCAUAUUCUAGCUUACCCAUAUAGUGGGCCUAACUGAGUUAGAGAAAAUAUCUACCAAAGAAUACUAGACUUAUUGGAGUUACUGUAGUACUCAGCAUUUACCAUGGUGCUUGGUAGAGUGGCUACUGAAGGAGUUUGUUGAAUGAAUGAAUUAAUGAAUGAAUGAAGAAUAACAUGUAGAACUAUACAAUUCUAGAAUAGAGUUAAUUUAAAGCCUUAGUGAGAAUUUCCUAAAGUAAUAAUGUCUGCUAUGCAUGGAGACCAAAGGCUGGUGAUUUCAUCAAACGUACAGAAAAUGUUUAGAAUAUUAAUCAAUAUGAAAGCCAGGAAGGUUCCUCACAUUUUUACAUGAGGGAUGAAGAAAUGAAGGAUGAAAGCAGAGGAAGGACCUCCUCCCUUAACACUGGCUCUUCUAAUCCUAUUCUCUGAGCUAUGAAAGAAGAGCACACUGUGUGCUGCUAGAAAUGGUAUCCUGCCAGCCCUUGAAAGUUUUGGAUUUAAGAAUCUUAACAAAUAUGUAUCUGAUGAUCUACAUCAGGCUGAGAGUCCAUCUCUAGUUUAACUUAGAUAUCAACACAAGUGGUUUGUGUAUGUAUGGCUGAUGGUUUGAUUUUUAUCAUCAUUGCCCUCAUCCUCAUCAUUUCUCCUGAAACAUAUAUCCUAGAUGAACCUUCCCAGAUAAGCAUGUACAUAUUAAACUCACACCCAAAAUAAUGUUCUGGAUAUCUAGGAAUUCAACAGAACAUGACUAAAUCACUACCACUUUAUUUGCCCUAUCCAUUGGGGCCACAGGUACUUAGAAAUAUUCAGCCUUGGUAAGAUCAGAAGACUUGUAAGGGGAAAGGGAAGAAAAGUGAGGGAAAGGAGAAGAAUGAGAGAAAGCAAAGUAGAGAAGAGAAAGCAAGGGGGGAGGGGAGAGCAGUUCUCAAAUUGGUCACUUCCAAUCCCAGAUUUCUCAAUUUGUAUGUACUGCUUCUAAUCAAAGAAGGCAGGGAAAUUUCAUUUUAUUUUGAUCACAAAUCGUGAAGGUGGCUUGGCAUUUUCAUGGUACUAGGAUGAAUUAAGAACGCAGUUGGCCCUUAUGGUUUUUUGGUCUCCUACUAUCCUUAAGCCAGGGAUAGCUGGUUCUGACAAAUAAGGCCUUAUUAUUUGGGUGCACAUAGAAGUGCAUCUCAGAAAUGUGCAGGAAGGUUAAUGCUUGGAGAAAGAGGUUUGGCCUCUUUAUAUUGCAUGCCAGGUAUUCAUUCAUUCAUUCAUUCAACAUAUAUUGUGUUAUAACUAUGACCAGGUGCUGUGUAUUUACUUUCAAUCCUUUUUACCAAACUAUGACCUUGAAACAGAUUCAAGUUCAAAGAAAUUUGAGCAGAGCUAGGCAUGGUGGUUCCUUGCUAUAAACCUAGCUCAGAUCAUGGUAGGCCCUGAGCAAAAGUUUAAGACCCUGUCUGAGGAACAACUAAAGCAAAAAGGUCAGGAUAAGUAGCUUAAAUAGUAGAACAUUUGCCUUGAAAGAUAAAAGCUCUGUGUUCAAACCCUAGUACCCUCAAAAAAAGAAAGUAAGUGGAUAAUAAACAAAUAAUGAGAUUCAGCCCUUUCUAACUUAGGCACAUGAGUAAAACCUGCUCCAUCUGUUUUUCUGAGAAUGUUUCUCCAGAGUUCUCUAUGUUUGACACAAAUUAGUUAUCAAAAUAGAGAGCUCUUCCCUGUGUUACUUUGGUUAUAAGAUUAAAAAUGGCAUUUUGAGAACUUCUUUCUUUAGUGUUCCCCCAAACCCCAAACCUCAAACCCCAGCCACCAGCUAUCAGCUGGCACCUGUGAGCAUGGCUAUUUUAGCAUUUAGUAUUUUGCAUUUGGUAACAGGUAUUGAGAGAAUGAUUAAAGCAGUGUUUUUCAUCUCAAGGCUACAAAUAUUUUUCUUAAUUCUUCUGCUUUUGAAAUACUGUGUGUAUAAAAUGUCAAUACUUGUAGGCACUAUGUAUGAAUCAAUUUGGAAGGAAAGGUGAUCUGAGUGAUAAUUCUUAGGAAAUGCUAUUAAAAUUGUGCUUAACUACUAAAAUCAGUAAA
This is a messenger RNA of Dipodomys spectabilis (banner-tailed kangaroo rat), 4389 nucleotides long. It is a transcript of the gene Cybb, whose product is annotated as cytochrome b-245 heavy chain. Gene Ontology annotation, biological process: defense response; superoxide anion generation. The record is from RefSeq and is a predicted model, not a curated record. The transcript has 13 exons. Gene Ontology annotation, cellular component: NADPH oxidase complex; plasma membrane. Gene Ontology annotation, molecular function: superoxide-generating NAD(P)H oxidase activity. The coding region runs from base 55 to 1767 and encodes 570 amino acids. NCBI's taxonomy places the organism in Eukaryota, Metazoa, Chordata, Mammalia, Rodentia, Heteromyidae.